AUGGGGUCCAGUGCACUGCCUCUCAUGCUCUGUUCACCUUCACUGACUGUGACUCCAGACAGUCCUGUAUUCACUGGAGAGACAGUCACUCUGAAGUGUGUGAUUCAGACUCACAGUGACUGGAGAUAUGAGUGGUUUAAAUACAGCACAAACAAUCCAAUGUUACAGACGUCUGAUCAUUACACUGUAAACAGAGACACUCUCACUAUCAGAGGAGUAAAUACAUCUGAUCAGGGUCAGUACUGGUGUGGAGGACAGAGAGAUAAAGGAACAAUCUCAUCAUAUUCAAACACUGUUUAUCUCUCUGUGGAAGAUUUACCCAGAUCUACACUGACUGUGACUCCAGACAGUCCUGUAUUCACUGGAGAGACAGUCACUCUGAAGUGUGUGAUUGAGACUCACAGUGACUGGAGAUAUGAGUGGUAUAAAGACAGUGUAAUGUUACAGACGUCUGAUCGUUACACUGUAAACAGAGACACUCUCACUAUCAGAGGAGUAAUUACAUCUGAUCAGGAUCAGUACUGGUGUAGAGGACGGAGAGAUGAGAGACCAAACUCAUCACAAUCAAGAUCUGCUGUUUCUCUCUCUGUGAUCGAGAGACCAAAAGCUGUAGUGAAGGUGAGUCCAGAUGAGCGUGUGUUCAGAGGAGAGACAGUCACUCUCACAUGUGACAUACAGAGAGCAGGAGACAUUCAGUGGACAUACAGCUGGUUUAAAGAUGGAAACACUCACAAUCCAUACACAACAACAACAACAGCAGAGAUCAGUUUCACAGCUGAUUACAGUGCUGAAUACAGCUGUAGAGGAGAGAGAUCAGACUCACAGAGAUCACACAUCAGUGCUGCUGUUACACUGACUGUAUCAGAUAAACCGAAGCCGGCUCUGACUGUAAAACCCCAGAGUUCAGUGUUCACUGGAGACAGAGUUACUCUGAGCUGUGAUGUGGGACAGUUAACUGGAUCGACAAUUCUCUGGAGAAAAGACUCAAACCCUGAAUCCACGGGUGAUGAAACUAAAACAAUCGAGUCUGUGAGCGUCUCUGAUGAAGGAGAGUACUGGUGCAGAGCACAACGAGGAAACUACUACAGCGAGUUCAGUAAUACAGUUAAGAUUACAGUAAAAGCUUCAUCUUCUCUUCUGGUCACUGCUGUGGUUGUGGGAUCGAGUGUUUGCUUGUUGAUCUUCAUCUCACUGAUGCUGCUGUGGAGAUACAAGAAGAACAAAGAUCAGCAGCGUAACAUUAACCAGACAUCAGUCCCAAAUCAAUCUGCAGAAUCUCAACCAGAAAACUCUCCUCUACAGUCUGAUUCUGAUCAGAUUUGUGACGUUGUGACUGAAGUGAAGAAGAGAGACAAAGGUGAUCCGGAGCCAUUGGCAGAUGUCACAUAUUCAGAGAUCACUGUCAAGAAAAACAAGAAAAAAAGAUGAUGGACAAAGG
Molecule: messenger RNA, 1438 nt
Organism: Cyprinus carpio (common carp)
Lineage: Eukaryota; Metazoa; Chordata; Actinopteri; Cypriniformes; Cyprinidae
Product: carcinoembryonic antigen-related cell adhesion molecule 5-like
Exons: 9
Coding region: 1-1428 (475 amino acids)
Biological process (GO): cell surface receptor signaling pathway
Molecular function (GO): transmembrane signaling receptor activity
Source: RefSeq, a predicted model, not a curated record